CAAACGAAUUGGCGUCUCAGUGUAUUAAAGUGACUAGAACUUUAAACAGUAGCGAGAUAAUUUAACGCUUAGACUUAGACUUACUACAGGUAGUGACAAUAAGCAUGAAACUGUACGCACUAAGCGGCGAUCCCGCGAAACCAUGCUACGUGCUUAGCUUCAAAGACUUGUUGAUCAUGCUUGAUUGUGGUCUCUCGGUUAGUUCCGUUCUUAACUUUCUUCCUUUGCCACUAGUACACAGUGCCAAAUUCCAUGCAAUGCCUAACUGGAACUGUCGAGAUCCUGACAUUCAACUAGAUGAUGGAGAGAUUAAGGAAUGUUGCGGCUGUGCUUUCGUCAAUUCUGCUCCGGAGUUCAUUCCCCCAUUGGACAAAAUAGUAAAUUUCUCCGAAAUCGAUAUAAUUCUUAUAUCGAAUUACACGAAUAUGAUGGCACUACCCUUUAUAACCGAAGGAACCGGUUUUACUGGAACUGUGUACGCUACGGAACCAACGCUGCAGAUUGGAAGGUUCUUUCUCGAAGAGCUGGUCGAAUAUAUCGAGGCGUCUCCUAAAGAAACUAUCGCUAGUACAUGGAAAGACAUUCAGCACCUGUUGCCACCUCCUCUGAAUGACGUACUUAAACCGAAAAAUUGGAAACAUUUAUUUAGCAUGGAUGCUGUCAAUAAGAGUUUAGCGCGCGUUCAAAUGACAGGAUACGAUCAGAAGUUGGACAUCUUCGGUGCCCUGCAGGUGACGCCGGUUAGUUCUGGAUUCUGUCUAGGAUCAAGCAAUUGGAUAAUCGCCUCGGGCCAAGAGAAAAUUUCUUACAUCAGUGGUUCGUCUACGCUAACUACUCAUCCGAGACCGAUCAAUCAGGCUGCACUGAAGUAUUCAGAUGUUGUAAUCAUGACGGGAUUGACGCAAGCUCCUCAUGUUAACCCUGACGGUAUGUUAGGAGAGCUGUGUAUGAACGUUGUUAUGACUUUAAGGAACGGCGGCUCAGUAUUAAUUCCUUGCUACCCUUCGGGAGUCGUUUAUGAUCUAUUCGAGUGCUUAUCCUCGAGUUUGGAUAACCAGGGAUUCUCACAAAUACCAAUGUUCUUCAUUUCUCCGGUCGCAGAUAGUUCCUUAGCUUAUUCAAACAUUCUGGCAGAAUGGCUUUCUACGUCGAAGCAGAACAAGGUUUAUAUUCCGGACGAACCAUUCCCCCACGCGAGUCUAGUGAAAAACGCAAAACUAAAGCACUUCAAACAUAUUUACUCAGAGGGUUUCAGCACAGAAUUUCGCCAACCGUGCGUUGUUUUCUGCGGUCACCCAAGCCUGCGUUUUGGAGACGCAGUUCAUUUUGUUGAGCUGUGGGGAUCCAAUCCUCAGCAUACAAUCAUUUUCACCGAGCCUGACUUCCCAUACCUGCAAGCACUUGCUCCCUAUCAGCCGUUGGCCAUCAAAACAGUUUACUGUCCAAUCGAAACGUCCCUCAAUUUCCAACAAGCAAACAAACUGAUCAAAGAAUUAAAACCUGGUGUUCUCGUUAUCCCGGACAACUAUACACAACCGCCAACGAUUGCACCUCACAAGCUGGAUCUUGUAAUCGAUCAAGUGCCAGAUAAAAUGAUUAUCAAAUUUAAACGCGGUGAAGUGAUAAAACUUCCUCUUAAACGGAAACGUUCCCGCAUCUAUCUGGAUCCUCAGAUAGCACGCUCUCUAGUUCCACACGAAGUACAGCCAGGAGUUACCAUCUCAACCGUUACCGGCGUUUUGCGUGUCAAGGAUAACAUUCAUGAUUUGCACCCUCUGGAACCCAGUCCGGAGGAAGCACUAGAAGAACAAAAAGCCGCCAAACUUCCCCACUUGCAACCUCCAACGCAACUUCGGUAUCGCAACGUUAAGUACGAAUGGGGCACGUUGGAUGUGAAUUUAUUCCUCAAAAAGCUAGCCCAGGAUGGCAUAACCGAUAUCAAGGUCGAGCAAGGUGGGGCGGAUGAUCUUACUCUUCACCUGCCCAGCGAAGAUACCAUGGUAAAGGUAAGUGAAAAGAGUACCAAUAUCGUGUGUGGCGGGAAGCAGAGUUUGCGACUGAAGUUACGCGAUUUGCUGCUGCAAUGUGUGCAAAAUUUCUGACUUAGUUUUACCGUAA
Messenger RNA from Sabethes cyaneus, 2118 nucleotides. RefSeq names its product integrator complex subunit 9 (gene IntS9). NCBI's taxonomy places the organism in Eukaryota, Metazoa, Arthropoda, Insecta, Diptera, Culicidae. The record is from RefSeq and is a predicted model, not a curated record. The transcript has 4 exons. Gene Ontology annotation, cellular component: integrator complex. The coding region runs from base 105 to 2102 and encodes 665 amino acids. Gene Ontology annotation, biological process: snRNA processing.